Messenger RNA from Lycium barbarum (goji berry), 2314 nucleotides. RefSeq lists its product as uncharacterized. Gene Ontology annotation, molecular function: protein binding. The transcript has 7 exons. The record is from RefSeq and is a predicted model, not a curated record. Bases 118 to 2058 code for a protein of 646 amino acids. NCBI's taxonomy places the organism in Eukaryota, Viridiplantae, Streptophyta, Magnoliopsida, Solanales, Solanaceae.
UUGAUCCGCUGGUCGGCGUCAUAGAGGGGCAGAGGGGCGGCGCCAUAACAAACCAAGAUGGGAGAGGGUGAACGGUGAGGCAGGCAGCGGUUGCUCAAAAGGCAAAUCUAUGUGGCUAUGGCUAACUUUUAUCUUUAUUUUGGGAGAAAGUAUAUUUCAGAAGGUGCCGAGGAAGAUAACAAUCUGGACUGCUGUACAGAAAAUUACAACCUGUACUUGCCACUAUACAGAGCUUCACUAAGUGGGAAUUGGAAGGAAGCAAAACCGUUCUUUAGUGGAGAGAAUAAAGCAAGCAGAGUUGUGCUCAACUCCUUCUUACAGACAUCACUCCAUGUCGCGGUUGGCUCAAAGAAUGAUAACGCCAAGCAUUUCGUCGAGACGUUGGUGGAAUCGAUGCCCGACAACCCCUUGGACAUGAAAGACCAUUAUGGGGAUACUCCUCUUCACUAUGCUGCUAGAUUUGGCAACUUAGAUGCAGCUAAAAUCCUUGUUGCCCGAAAUAUGCAUUUGCCUAAUAUUGUUUCCAAUGGUCUCUAUCCAAUCCACGAAGCAGCUGAUUAUGCCUAUAUUUCUGCGGAUGUGUAUAUUUAUCUCUUGGGUGUCACCACGGUUCGUGAUCCUUUUAAUGGCUCCAGUGGCAUUAGGCUUCUCCGUAGAUUACUCCACUCGAACAAGUGCGGUUUAGCUACAGAGUUGGUCGAACAGUAUCCUGAUUUGGCCAAACAUGACCCACAUCAAGGUUCUGCUUUGGCGGAGCUAGCUACAAAGGAAUUUUCACUCCUUCGUGGACAUAGUUUAAGCAUUUGGCAACGAUUACUCUUCUAUUGUGUUCCUAUCAGGUCGACUUCCAGGGGUCAAAAGAGAAUACCGAUUGACAUCGAGAACGUAACCGAUGAGCCACAAAUGUUUAAGCCAAAAAAUUGCUGGCUUUCACCAAUUUGUGAACGGAUUUACUUCAGUGCUUUGAUCAAGAAGUUGGGCGGCCUUUCAUUUGAUGUUCUUGAAAGAUUAGUGCCUUCUUUGAAACUCAUCCGAGACAAAAAGUCAGAAUAUUACAAUGCGGUUACGCUUGUCGAAUGCUUAUGCAAGAAAAUAGAAAGUUUGAGUUGCGAAGAAGUUGCAACAAUUGCUAGUGGUCCUCUCCUUGAAGCAGCAAAAUAUGACAACUAUGAGCUUGUUGAAGCUAUCGUGAGAAAAUUUCCUUCACUAGUUUACUAUAACGACGGGAAUGAAAAGAAUAUAUUUCACAUUGCGAUAGAGAAUCGAUGUGAAAAUGUGUUUAACUUGGUCUAUCAGAUGAGUCAGCAUAGACACUCGUUGAUGAUUUUAGCCGAUUCGUCUCGCAAUACUAUGCUGCAUUUUGCUGGACAACUAGCGCCACCGAAUAAACUAAACCUCGUUCCUGGCCCAGCUCUUCAGAUGCAACGAGAAUUACAGUGGUUUAAGGAGGUAAAGAAUCUUGUACCGCCUUUUCACCGAGAAUUCUGCAACAAUGAUAACAACACUCCGAGUGAAGUAUUUACUAAGGAACAUGCUGAGUUGAAGAUAAAAGGAGAGGAAUGGAUGAAAGGUACAUCAAAUUCAUGUACAAUUGCAGCAGCACUAAUUGCUACCAUUGCAUUUGCUGCAGCAAUUACAGUUCCGGGUGGCAACGAUGGCGAAAGUGGACUCCCCAUUUUUGCAAGAAACAAUGCUUUCAUCGUUUUCGCCAUCUCGAAUGCAGCAUCACUAUUCACUUCUAGUACCUCUCUGUUGGUGUUUUUGUCCGUUUUGACUUCCCGUUAUGCAGAAGAAGAUUUCCUAUAUGCUUUGCCUAGAAGUUUGAUUCUUGGGUUGCUCGCUCUAUUUCUCUCCAUAACACUCAUGACGGUUAGCUUCAGUGCCACAGUGUAUAUUGUGUUCGGGCAGAAGAAAACAUAUGUGCUUGUACCUGUAGUUGUAAUGGCUUGUUUACCUAUCAUCUCCUUCGUGCUUUUGCAGUUUCCACUCAUUGUUGCUUUGAUUUCUUCGAAUUUGCGUGGAAUCUUUGGCAAGAAGAGUAACCGCCCAUUUUAUUGAAGAAAUUAUUUAAAGUUGUGGUGAUUCGCGUGAAUCGAACCUAAGUUGCAAAAAUCCAUGUCUGAGAUUCUUAAAUUAUCAAAUUCAGAUAUAGAAAUUGCAUUGUAUUGAGUAGUGCUUUAAAUAGCGUUUGCUUAGGCUGCAUUUGUUUUUUGUAAAAUUAAAAUGUCUGAAUCUUAAUGCACAUCUGAAUAUUAAGAUGUUGUCUGUAGAUCUGAACUGACUGAACACUGAAUGAUUAAGACCGUUUGUUUUU